AUGCCCAAAGUCUUCCUAGUGACCGGCACCUCGACCGGCUUCGGUCAUGACCUGAUCCAAGAGGUGCUGAACCGGGGCGUCAUCCAACAGGUCACCAGCGUUGGUGGACAGCGCGGAGCCGCCGCCUUUAGCAUGUAUGCCGCAAGCAAAUGGGCGGUCGAAGGCUUCACUGAGUCCCUGUCAAAGGAGGUUAAGCCCGAAUGGGGGAUUAAAUUCACCUGCCUUGAGCCCGGUGGCUUCAGGACUGAUUGGGCCGGUCGCUCAAUGGCCUUCACUGACCGGCAUCCCGAGUACGACCAUAUCGACGCCAAAGCUCUGAUGAUGGCCCGGAACGGAACUCGACCCGGUGAUCCCCGGAAGGCUGCUAAGGCAUUUUACGAUCUUGCCACCAUGGAGAACCCGCCGUUGAGGAUCUUGCUGGGCACAGACGCUUACCCGGCCAUCCUGGCCCGGUUGGAGAGCGAGCGAGAAAAUUUCUUGAAGUACGAACAGCUCAGCUUGAACACAGAUGUUGAUUAG
Molecule: messenger RNA, 519 nt
Organism: Aspergillus sclerotioniger CBS 115572
Lineage: Eukaryota; Fungi; Ascomycota; Eurotiomycetes; Eurotiales; Aspergillaceae
Product: NAD(P)-binding protein
Exons: 2
Coding region: 1-519 (172 amino acids)
Molecular function (GO): oxidoreductase activity
Source: RefSeq, a predicted model, not a curated record